This is a messenger RNA of Carica papaya (papaya), 2454 nucleotides long. RefSeq names its product beta-galactosidase-like. Lineage: Eukaryota; Viridiplantae; Streptophyta; Magnoliopsida; Brassicales; Caricaceae. Gene Ontology annotation, biological process: carbohydrate metabolic process. The record is from RefSeq and is a predicted model, not a curated record. Gene Ontology annotation, molecular function: hydrolase activity, hydrolyzing O-glycosyl compounds; carbohydrate binding.
AUGUCUAGGUUUUUUAUUGUUCUUCUUGCAAUAAGUUUCUCUUUCCUGUGCUCAUCUUCAUCAGCUAUACAAAUUGACUAUGAUGCUAAUGCAGUUAUCAUCGAUGGCCAACGUCGAAUUAUUUUGUCUGGUGCAAUCCAUUAUCCUCGCAGCACCCCGCAGAUGUGGCCUGAUCUAAUACAAAAGGCGAAAAAUGGUGGCCUUGAUGCUAUUGAAACAUAUAUUUUUUGGAAUGUACAUGAACCUCGACGACGAGAGUAUGAUUUCACUGGAAAUUUGGAUUUCGUGAAGUUCUUUCAACUAAUUCAACAGGCUGGUCUCUACGGUAUUCUCCGAAUUGGUCCUUAUGCUUGUGCCGAAUGGACUUACGGAGGAUUUCCAGUUUGGUUACACAACAUUCCAGGAAUCGAGUUCAGGACAAACAAUGAAAUAUACAAGAACGAGAUGCAAAUUUUCACCACCAAGAUAGUGAACCUUUGCAAAGAGGCCAAGCUAUUUGCUUCACAAGGAGGACCCAUAAUUCUUGCACAGAUUGAGAAUGAAUAUGGCAAUAUCAUGGGACCUUAUGGAGGGGCAGGAGUUGCAUACAUGAACUGGUGUGCAGAAAUGGCUAUAGCUCAGAACAUUGGCGUACCUUGGAUCAUGUGCCAACAGGAUAAUGCUCCACGGUCUGUGAUCAAUACUUGUAAUGGCUAUUACUGCGACUCCUUUAACCCUAACAAUCCCAAGAGUCCCAAAAUGUGGACAGAAAAUUGGAUUGGAUGGUUUAAGAAAUGGGGUGAAAGGGAUCCUCAUAGAACUGCAGAAGACACAGCAUUUGCCGUUGCGCGAUUCUUCCAAAGGGGCGGCGUUCUGCAGAAUUAUUAUAUGUAUCAUGGAGGAACCAACUUUGGACUCACAGCAGGAGGUCCAUUAAUCACAACAUCUUAUGAUUAUGAUGCUCCACUUGAUGAAUAUGGCAAUCUGAAUCAGCCGAAAUGGGGACAUCUCAAACAACUUCAUGCAGCCCUAAAAUUGGGAGAGAAGAUUAUCACAAAUGGUGUACAAACAACCAAGAACCUAGGCAAUGGAGUCGAUCUUACUACUUAUACCAACAAUGCAACUGGAGAGAGAUUCUGCUACUUGAGCAAUAUAGAUGGAAGCAAAGAUGCAAAUAUUGAUUUGCAACAAGAAGGAAAAUACUUUGUGCCUGCUUGGUCUGUUAGCAUUCUCGAAGGUUGUAACAAAGAAAUUUAUAAUACUGCUAAGGUAAACGUUCAGACGUCGAUAAUGGUAAAAAAGCCAUUGACAGCAACAGCCUCGUGGUCAUGGACACCAGAGAUCAUGAAAGAUACCCUUCAUGGAAAGGGAAACUUCACUGCCUCAAAGCUUCUUGAUCAAAAACAAGCAUCUUCUGAGUCAAGCGACUACUUAUGGUAUACGACAAGUUUUAACAUCAACGCUAAGACAAAGAAUGCAAUUCUAUCUGUCAAUUCAUCUGGAGAAGUCCUUCAUGCAUAUGUCAACAAGAAGUUAAUAGGUGAUCAAAUGGGGAAUACCUUCCAAUUCCAAAAACCUAUCUCUCUUAAACAUCCGAAGAAUACUAUUACCUUGCUUAGCGUCACAGUUGGACUGCAGAAUUACGGCUCUUUCUUCGAUGUGCAACCGAAUGGCAUUAGUGGAGGCCCGGUUAAAUUGAUUGAUGCCAAAACUAAUGCUACCUUGUUAGAUUUAUCAUCAAAUCUAUGGACUUAUAAGAUCGGGUUAAACGGAGAAGCAAAAAGACUCUUUGAUCCAAACUCAAAAAAAGCUAAAGGCCAUGCUUGGUUUACCACAAAACAGGUCCCUAAAGGGAGACCCAUGACUUGGUAUAAGACAAGCUUCAAGGUACCUCAAUACACAGAUCCUGUAGUAGUGGAUUUGCAAGGAAUGGGCAAGGGACAUGCGUGGGUGAAUGGUAAUAGCCUUGGUCGAUUUUGGCUUACGCAAAUAGCUGAUCUGAAUGGUUGUAGUGCCACAUGUGAUUACCGAGGAGGUUAUUCAGCAAACAAAUGUGUGUCAAAUUGUGGAAAUCCUUCUCAGAGAUGGUACCAUGUCCCAAGAUCAUUCCUCAAUAAUGGAGAUAACACAUUGGUUUUGUUUGAAGAAUUUGGUGGAGAUCCUUCAAAUGUCUCUUUCCAAACAAUAACAGUUGGAACCGUUUGUGGUAAUGCAUAUGAAGGGAGCACAUUAGAAUUAUCAUGCCAAGGAGGCUCAAAGAUUAUGGGAAUUGAAUUCGCUAGCUUCGGAGACCACCAUGAAUUAUGUGGUUCCUUUUCAAAGGGCUCUUCUGAGGCAAUUAAUACCUUGUCCAUUGUGCAGAAGGUAUGUGUUGGAAAAGGAAUUUGCUCGAUUGAGGUAUCCGAUAAAACAUUUGGAGGAAACAACGCAACAAGCUCCGACAGGAGACUAGCUGUGCAAGCUGUUUGCUCGUGA